CCUUUUUUUCUCAUCCCUUUCCUGCUUUUCCUACCUUUUUUUAUACAUCUUUUUUUAUCCUUCCCCCUGCCCCUGCUAUUCAUUUCUUCCACUUUAUUGUCCAAGUGGGGCCGCUUCCGGCACAGACCCGCAACGAACCGCGACCGACUCGACCGACUCAAAAACGCCCACAAUGGACAGAACAAACGCAUACCCGGCAGGGCCCCAUCAUCGCCAUCAAUCUUCCCUCCAAGGCGUGCUGCACGCCGGGACGCCCGUCAUGGACGAAAACACGCGUGCUCAAGCCAAGACCCGCAUGCGCCACGUUCUCCAGCAUUGCGAGGAGGCUUCGGCAAGCCAGCAGCUGCCGCGGCAGGACUACAACCGUCCCGCCCUCGUGCGGCUCACCCACGAGUACGCGCGGUCGGACGAAAGCCUUUUCUUAUCGAGCUUCUUCGGACAUCUGGAGCUCCCUCUCGAGGGCGGCGUUACCGAUCCGGACGUCGAUUUCAACGAUCCCGAGGUGAAGGCGCGCCUUUACGAGUCGGUGGACGCCUUUGCAGAGUACCUCAUGGACAACUUCUUUGUCCCGCUGAAGAGCGCCUCGAACAAGACUCCCCAGCCAUCCCCCAUAACCCAUUCUGCUGUUCAAAGGGCCCAAGGCUCCGCCGCCUUGCCCCAAUCUGUCGCCGGCACGCCGGACCGCAUUUCGGCUCUCCGCGGCACCUGCCUCGUCCGCGAUCGCCACCGCUGUGUAAUCUCACGCAAAUUCGAUACCAACGAGGGCCAGCGGCGUUAUCGGACCGCGCAAGCAGGAAUCGUUAGGGACGAUGACGGCCUUCCGAUCGGGGCGCAUGACUUUCGGCAUUUGGAGGUUGCCCAUAUCCUGCCGCAUUCACUGGUCAAGGCUCCUAUAGAUUCCCUGUUGGACCCGGCUAGAAAAAUCACCCUGGAUAUUCUGAAUAUGUUUGAUGUGGGAGUUGUGCACCUGAUUGAAGGCGCUGAAAUCGACCGUCCAUACAACGCUAUUACUUUAUCAAUCGACCACCGUUUGAAAUUUGGCUCCUUCCAGCUUUUCUUCGAACCACUUUCCGAUCAGCAGCCCCCGCAUACUCAUCGGAUAGAUGCGUUUGAUCCAUUCCUUCGCAAUAUUUUGGGGCUACCGGUUACGCGAACCCUAUACCUUAGCGACAACCGCAACAUCGAUCCGCCCUCGCCUCGUUUAUUUGCAAUCCAUUGCGCAAUCGGGCAUAUUUUGCACCUUUCGGGGGCGGGUAAUUACAUCGACCAGAUUUUUCGCGACGCCGAAGAAUACGGAAUACGGUCUGACGGAUCGACGCAGCUGGGGACUCUCCUUAGUCUGAAACUGAACUCGACUGAGUGCAUUGGCGUCCGGUCUUAAGAGGCCGGGGGAGGUUCUUUUGUCAGUGGCAGAAUGUUAUCACACCAGAUCUUGUGCCGGCUCUAGAAGGGGCAUGUGCGACACCAAUCAAAGCGCCGGGAUGCUGGGACCUGUGAGAUCAGUUUACCUCAUUUGGAGAAAUGGGAUAGAAAAGUAACAAGAACAGAAAAGUAAUAGGAAGAUGAAUAAAAGCAGUAAUAAGAACAGAAACACAGAUACGAGCAAAGAAUAGGAACUAAAACAAUGAGUUG
Molecule: messenger RNA, 1632 nt
Organism: Gaeumannomyces tritici R3-111a-1
Lineage: Eukaryota; Fungi; Ascomycota; Sordariomycetes; Magnaporthales; Magnaporthaceae
Exons: 3
Coding region: 173-1381 (402 amino acids)
Source: RefSeq, a predicted model, not a curated record